AUUUAAUCAAAAUGCAAUUUAUUCCACCUGAAAUCUUUGCUAAAUUCUGUACGUUUUUAUCACCAAAUGAUUUAUUUAAUCUUUCUCAAGUUUGUCGCAAAUUUCGUGGAUAUUUAUAUGCACCAAAUUCUUUUUCCACUCAACAAAUAUGGAAAAUAUCUCGUUUACAAUUUAUGCCAAAAGAAGACAUGCCUCCACCUGAAGGAAUGAGUGAAGAAAAAUAUGUUAGAUUAUUGAUUACUGAACGAGGUUGUCAAAUUUGUAAAAAAACUAAAGAAUGUAAAAUUUAUUGGGAAUUUGAAGUUAGAUGUUGUGAAAAAUGUUUUUUGAAAAAAACAUCAAGUUUGUUUAGAUUGGUUUCUGAAAUUAAGUAUUCAUACAAAUUUCUUAGUAUUAUGCCAUGCGUCCGUGUUCAUAAAUUACAUUAUUGGAAAGAACAAAUAGAUUUUGUAUAUUCUCAAUAUUGCGGUUUAUCAAGAGAAAAUUUACAGACUUGGUUAGAGUAUAGAAAACAUAUGUUAGAUUCUUUGAUGAAAUAUGUUGAACAACGUGAAUCCAAAGAAGCAAAUUUUAGACAUGAAUUUGAAGUGGAUCAUUCUAAUAUAUUAAAUUUUUUUAGUAGCCUUUCUCAACCUCUACCUUCUGAUCCGCCUUCUCAACCUCUACCUUCUGAUCCGCCUUCUCAUCCACUACCUUCUGAUCCGCCUUCUCAUCCACCGCCUAGGAAAAUAGCCCGGCGUCUUAAAAAUAAUAAUGAAGAAAUUGAUAAUAACAAAGUUGAUAUUCUCUUUAAAGCUAUCGAUGUACCUUUACCUUUAUAUGUUCAAUCUGUUAAAGAUAUAUAUGCUCAAUAUAUACUUUUAUCUUCCAAAUCUAGAGAAAGUAACCCUUAUUAUGUUAGUUAUUUAUCUUUUGAUUCUUUUCUAUAUAGUGAUUAUAUACCUAUUAUAACUUUUCAAUCAAUUCGAGGUGAGAACGAGAACAAGGAAGAGAAAAAGAGUGAUAGAAAUAGAAAGAGAAAGAUAAGAGAUGAUUUUAUUAAAAGCGAAAAGAAAAAGAGCAAAGGAAAAUUUUAUAAAUUUAAUGUGAGAGAAAAAAAUUUUAAAAAUAAACUCUCUUAUAAAUAUGGUUAAUAACAUAGCAAC
Messenger RNA from Rhizophagus irregularis DAOM 181602=DAOM 197198, 1145 nucleotides. NCBI's taxonomy places the organism in Eukaryota, Fungi, Glomeromycota, Glomeromycetes, Glomerales, Glomeraceae. The record is from RefSeq and is a predicted model, not a curated record.